This is a messenger RNA of Xiphophorus couchianus (Monterrey platyfish), 2769 nucleotides long. Its product is annotated as fibrous sheath CABYR-binding protein. The record is from RefSeq and is a predicted model, not a curated record. The transcript has 4 exons. The coding region runs from base 315 to 1460 and encodes 381 amino acids. Lineage: Eukaryota; Metazoa; Chordata; Actinopteri; Cyprinodontiformes; Poeciliidae.
CUGCUGCAUGGAUAGUUCUACAUUAGAGCUGGAGGUAGUUAGGGGAACACUCAGCGUUGCUGCCUGAACUGCUUUACUGCAUGCAGAGAGCAGAUUGUAAAAGUACAGCGGAGCAUGAGUGAUCCCACAGCAUAGAGGAGAUAAUGGUUCCCAACUGCUUUGAGGACUUGUGGAGAGUUUAGAUGCUCCUGUUAGCACAGAAAGACAGCAUCGACCUUUAACAAAGAAAGAAGGCAGGAAGCACUAAAACUUGUGGUCGCUUGUUCCUGAAGCAGCCUCCAGCUUUCUAGAUUUGCCAUAUUUGGCUUCCAAGCAUGGGCUGCUCAUCAUCCAGCGCACAGACAGUGGAGCAGGAGAAGAGACCAGGCACAAAGCCUGAGGAGAGCAGCGGAGACACAGCGGCAAUCAGAAACGGCAUCAUCGCAGAAGAUGUACGGACCAUUGAGGACCAGAAGCAGCUGCCUGUGCAGACCGCCUCACCAGACGAUGCUGAAGCGGGACCUGAAGACGAGAUGGAGGCUGUGCUGGAGGCCGUGGAGGCCCAGGAGGAUCUCGGGUCUGGGGAAGAUCUCCUUGUAGUUCCUGAGCCACCUGCAGCUGGUGAGGAGCUGGCACCACAGCCUGCAAUAGAAGAAGAAGUUGCUGUCACAGUAACUGAGGUAUUGUCCCCAGUGGAGGAAGCACUUCCUGUAGAAACUGUAUCAGCAGAAGCCCCUUCUGAAGUCAAAGCGGUUGAGGCCCUGGAGGAGUCCCCUGAAGCUCAACCUGUUGAAACUGUGCAGACAGAGGUCCCUGUUCUUGUUGAGGAAGAAGUUCCAGUAUCGGUUGUAGAGGAGCCAGCAGGGACCGCCGGCGUUCUGGAAGAGGGAGUGGCUGAAGACGCCUCCAAAGCAGCAACUGAAGAUGCUAACCCUGUCCAGGACGAAGCCCCACCCGGCAGUACCUCACCAGAAACUGACUCAGAGACUCCUGCAGCAGCUGAAGCUUCAACAGCAACCACAGAUUCAGUAGCCAACGAAGCUGCAGCCCCAACCGAACCCUCAGAGCCUGCAGAUGCGGUAAUAGACACAACUAUUGCUGCAGCAAGUAUUCCAGAGAUGCCUCCGGUAACUGCUGCUCAAGCUGAGCCUCACUCUGCCACCGAUGAGGAGACGGAGGUUUCCACAGUCUCCUCUGAUGUUACUCCCUCACCAGACGAGGCGUCCGGUCCUGUAGGGGUUUCAGUCCCGGAGCCAGCUGAGGGUUCUGAAGCUCCACCAGUCGCGGUGAAUCCAGAGUCCAGUACGGAGACUGGAGUCACAGCAGAAGUUCCUGAGGGGAAGCCCAGCGUGAUGCAAACUGAAGCCCCCGCAGAUCCAGAACCUGCAACUGAGCCGGUUCCUGAAACGUCACCAGAGGUGUCAUCUGUAAAUGAGGCCUCUAAGGAUAAAGAAGAAGAAAUAGCCAAAAAGCAAGAUUAAGAUGAUCAGAGAUUCACCAAGUAACGAAGCCACAAAGUGACAGGUGAAGACCAGAGGAGGAAAAAACCGUGAAGAAAAAACUAAAAAAAGUCUAACUUCUAUUUUUGUCUCAUCAACACCAAACUGCACAAUACAUUUAUGAUUAUUGAAUCUGCCUCAAUAAGUUUUCCUUCAGGAUAAAUGAGGAUUUCCUCCGUGUUUGUAUUUAAGCAGAGAGAAUGAGUUUUUCUACUUAGACCACAAAGUGCCUGGAGCCACAUGUUUUCUCAGGCACUAAAAUAUGCAACAAAAACACUUAGGUGGCGAGGAGUGUGAGGGUGCAAUGCUACACGGGAUCUCUUGGUAAUGAGGUAGGCAACUGUAGGCUUGAAGUAUUUAAAAAGUAUGAAGGAUGCUGGCACCACAUCCUUCAUUACAGCUUUCUGAGGGAAACAAGCCAAAUUUCACUGUGAAUACAAAAACAAAUGCUCAAAGACGCGGAGGAACAGAACUGUUUCACCAAGCAGGGUCGCAACUAGGUAAGGGUCGGUGCUUUGACAGCGGCUGUGUUUCCAUUAGAAUUGUGUGCAACAUGUUUGUCGAUAUUCUGUUCAUGUAAAACCCCCCACUAUUUCGCAAUUGUGGUGGUUUUAUGACAUAAAAAGCACAAUUAAAAUCAGAUGUGACUAAGGUUGUUCACACUAUAAUGUUAUUAAAAAUAAAUGCCGCGCCACCAUCAUCCAACCACUUCCUGUCGUUUUGUCAUUUCCGUCAGUAGCAACAUCUGGUUGUUGAUCAUUUGUGUGAUGCAAAAAAAGAAAAAAGUGCUUCCUUUGCAGUUUUGCAAAAUAUAAUACUUGACAUUUUUCAAAAUUGGCUUUCCCAUUAAGCAAACUUAUUCAGUGCGCAAUUUUAACGUUAAUGGAAACACAGCUGGUAUUAUGCUACUUGCACAAAAUGCUAAGCAAAAAUGUACGUGAUCUAAUUGCUUGUAUUUUUAACAGAAAUUCACAGUUUAUUCCUGCGGCUACAUUAACAAUUUUCACAUUGUACUCUAUCUUUUGCUCUUUGUAGAUUAACAUGAACUGAUGUUAUCUGGUUAUUUGUUCUGGUUUGGCUGAUUAACACACCUACCACUCCUGGCUAUCAAAACGACUUUGAUAGGAUUGAUGGAUGGAGGUCCUUUAGGUUUUUUAGGAUCAGGACUUCUAAGCAUUCACAUUUGCGUCUCUUGUACGAAAAGGCAAAGGUGUCUGGAAAUUCUUGGAGCCAGCUGACCUGCAGUGAGCAGAAAAAAAAAAGAGGGGCAAUGCUGCGUUUCUCUUCGACA